Vitis riparia (riverbank grape) is the source of this 977-nucleotide messenger RNA. RefSeq names its product abscisic acid receptor PYL5-like. Gene Ontology annotation, molecular function: signaling receptor activity; abscisic acid binding; protein phosphatase inhibitor activity. Gene Ontology annotation, cellular component: cytoplasm; nucleus. The record is from RefSeq and is a predicted model, not a curated record. The coding region runs from base 206 to 703 and encodes 165 amino acids. NCBI's taxonomy places the organism in Eukaryota, Viridiplantae, Streptophyta, Magnoliopsida, Vitales, Vitaceae. The transcript has 2 exons. Gene Ontology annotation, biological process: abscisic acid-activated signaling pathway.
AUAAUUUUUUUUUUAAUUUAAAAUUCAAAUAUAAUUAUGAAACGGAUAAACAAAGGCAAUCUACUUGUCACUCAGUCGAAAAAGGUCCUCACUCUUUCAAGCUAUAAAUAACACUGAGACACCAUCACCUUCUUCAUCUUCGUAGAGAGGAGUUCGGGAGGGUUACGGAGAAAAAUGGCGAUUACAGGCCCAAGAGUCUCUGUCAAUGGCGCCAAGGGUUCACAGCCGGGGAGUCGCUCGUCAGGUUCCGUUAUCACUACCCAUAGCUGUCCCAUACGACGUCGCUUUGCGUCACCUCCGCACCGUCAAGCCCAACCAGUUCACCUCCGCUCACUACCGGGAAAUUGACGCCCCCAUUACCACUGUGUGGUCGAUUCUCCGGUGCUUCGAUUCCCCGGGAGAGUACAAACCCUUCAUCCAGUUCUGCCACCUCGCCAGUGGCAACGUUGAGGUCGGCAGCAUCCGCCACCUCGUUGUCCACCGGAACCUCCCCGGAAAGGACAGCAUCGAGCGUCUCGACAUUCUCGACAAUAACGCUUAUGUCACCGGCUUCAGCAUUAUCGGCGGUGACAAUAACCUAAAGAACUACCGCUCUGUCACCACCCUGCACACUGCGGCCAACAGCGAGGAAACGGUCGUAGUUGAGUCGUACGUCAUCGAUGUUCCGCUGGUGGAUCACCGGAGGCCUGCCGGGUCUUCGUGAAUACUGUGAUUCACUUCAACAUGAUCAUGCUGACAGCCAGGUCCUACAACGAAGCCGGUAUUGUGAAGCCGCUGGAGGCACUCUUUUUUCGCCCUCUGCCGACGUGAACCUCGCCGCCCGCCGUGAAACGCCUCCAUCAGUCGUGCCCAUACUACCACCGGAGCUUUUCCCCGCGUCCUCUUUCUUUAAUCAUUUUCUAUUCUCCAUGGAUCAUAAUGUAAUCUGGAUAAAAAUUAUGGAAAUAAAAAAUUAAAGCAGCCGAGCCUUAACUUCA